AUGACCAUACAGCCUCGCUCACGCUCAAACUCGGGCUCUUCAGACGACAGCAAUGCCGCGUUUCCAUCCUUUGAAGCUCUGGCCCCAACGCGCGAGUUUACAACAACCCCGUUGACCGCGGAAAACCGUGUUGUCGUCAAGGGCAUUCCCGACGUGCGGCUCAAGGUCGAUGCUGGGCCUGGGUGUGGUGGUAUCGCGUGGCUUUCAGGAGAGGUCAUGUCGCGCUACCUCGCCUACCGCCACCGCUUAGAACCCCAUCAUCUGGUCGGCAAGACGAUCGUAGAGCUCGGUUCAGGAACUGGCCUGGUAGGCAUCGCAACCGCCAUGCUGGAACCUACAGCCGAGGUGUGGGCGACCGACCAAGAUUGCCUGGUCGACCUCAUGCAGGCCAACGCCGACCUCAACCUCCUCCCUGUGGGAUCCAACUUGCAUAUCGGCGAGCUCAGCUGGGGCGAACCCAUAACGCAUGUGCCCGCAGCGGCCGACGUUGUUCUGGCUGCGGACUGUGUCUACUUUGAACCCGCAUUCCCCCUCUUGGUACAGACUCUAUGCGACCUCGCACCAGUCGGAAAAGACACGGAAAUCCUGUUUGCGUGGAAGAAGCGUAGAAAGCGAUUCUGGGCAAUGCUCAAGAAACACUUUGACUGGGAAGUCGUCAUGGACGAUGAACCAGGCGCGCGCGAAGUGUACACUCGCGAAGGAAUCAACCUCCUCCGUCUCCACCGCCGCAGGUAA
Molecule: messenger RNA, 735 nt
Organism: Apiotrichum porosum
Lineage: Eukaryota; Fungi; Basidiomycota; Tremellomycetes; Trichosporonales; Trichosporonaceae
Exons: 5
Coding region: 1-735 (244 amino acids)
Source: RefSeq, a predicted model, not a curated record